AUGAAGCAAGCAACUGGACUGUCUACGGAAGCGAGCAAGAAUGUGGAAGAAUUGGGAGAGUUUGGAGAGUUUGGAGCAGGUUCGUUGUUGUCGCAACAAGCAGCUCCGGUGCCACUAUUACAAAGAGUCUUCCAUGCUACCAAAUCCUCGGUGGUUUCAACUUUUCAGAAAACCGCAUCUAUCAGCACCACUGACAUUUCCCUACUGAAAAGUUUUCCAGGCAAUGUGGUCACUCAAACCCACAAUAGUAGAAGAGUUGCUGCUGAGCCCUUGAAAGAGGGCGGAAAUAUGCUGCGCUAUUACGCCUUCACUGUGGGAGCGCGAGGCUACUUUGAAAUUUACGACCGCCCUCCGCCGGGACAGUUCUGGACCAAGGAAGAAUUCAAAGCGUUGAAGAUGGCAAGAAACGAGGAAGAGGAAAAAUGUUGGAGGAAAAGACAGGAGAGGGAAAGAGUGAGGAGAGCAAGGUACGAACAGUCGGAUGAUUUCAAAGAGAUAAUGGAAGGGGAAGAGCUCAUCAGGAAGCUCGACGAGAGACUUUUUCGCGAAAGAUACGGCAGUGGUCCUUCUGAAGAAUUCUUCACUGCGAGAAUGUGGCGUGACGGCCAGGAUACAGACAUCGAAGCCGACGAAGAGCAAUUUCAAAAGUAUUAG
Lodderomyces beijingensis is the source of this 654-nucleotide messenger RNA. The record is from the annotation of a GenBank genome assembly. NCBI's taxonomy places the organism in Eukaryota, Fungi, Ascomycota, Pichiomycetes, Serinales, Debaryomycetaceae.